AGCGAACUAGAGAGAGAGAGAGAGAGAUUGUAUUAGUAGUUGUUAUUAGUGUUGUGUUGUGCUGUGGUGUGGUGUGGUGGAGGAGGAAUACACGAAGCAUAGGCAAUGAAAUGAGGCGUUUUGACUGACCUUCUUGGAUCUGAUCGAAUCCAAACCCAAACCCUAAUCUAAUCCCAAAAAGCUUAUUAGUCUCUCUCGAUCAAUCGAACCAGCGAGCAAGAUUGUCUCUCUCCUAGGCCAUGCGACCACCCUGUUCCUCCGCCAUCGCCCUCUCCAGAGAGGUUUCCUUUUUCGUUUUCGCCGAUUUCUCCAUCGAUUCCGCCAGCCAUGACUGCCGACACCCACGCCGCUCCUAAUAUCAAUCCCAAGGGCCUCCUCUGCAAUGCCGCCGCCGGUGCUUCCGCCGGGGUUAUUGCUGCUACAUUUGUGUGUCCUUUAGAUGUCAUCAAAACUAGGUUUCAGGUUCACGGUGUCCCGCAGCUCGCGCAUCGAAGUGCUAAAGGCAGCAUAAUAGUUGCUAGUUUGGAACAAGUGUUUCACAAGGAGGGAUUACGUGGCAUGUACCGUGGACUCGCGCCCACUGUGCUGGCUUUACUUCCAAAUUGGGCGGUUUAUUUUAGUGCAUAUGAGCAGCUUAAGAGCCUUCUUCAGUCUGAUGAUAGCCAUCAUCUUUCAAUUGGAGCUAAUAUGAUAGCUGCUUCUGGUGCUGGAGCUGCGACUACCAUGUUUACAAAUCCCCUUUGGGUUGUCAAGACUAGACUCCAAACACAGGGAAUGAGACCUGGUGUUGUGCCAUAUAGGGGCACACUAUCUGCAUUGAGGAGAAUUGCACACGAGGAGGGCAUUCGAGGGCUGUACAGUGGCCUUGUUCCUGCUCUGGCUGGUAUCAGUCAUGUUGCCAUCCAAUUUCCUACAUAUGAGACAAUAAAAUUUUAUUUGGCAAAUCAAGAUGACACAGCAAUGGAAAAACUUGGUGCACGUGAUGUUGCAAUUGCAUCAUCAGUUUCCAAAAUUUUUGCAUCCACGUUGACAUAUCCUCAUGAGGUUGUACGUUCCAGACUGCAAGAACAAGGGCAUCAUUCGGAGAAACGGUACUCUGGUGUGAUUGAUUGUAUUAGAAAGGUUUUUCAUCAAGAAGGUGUAUCAGGCUUUUACCGAGGCUGUGCCACCAAUCUUCUGAGGACAACGCCAGCUGCUGUGAUUACAUUCACCAGCUUUGAAAUGAUACACCGAUUUCUUGUUUCUUAUUUUCCUUCUGAUCCACGGCCUCAUAUUUUGUGACGAUUGAUCUUGGUGUAAUCUGUCUUCUGUAGCAGUUAGAUUCCAAUACAUAAGCUAGUCCAGCUGAGUAAUCCUUCUCUUGGCGAUGCAGAUAUCAUUCUUUGUGAUUUGGUUGCUUAUGUAUGGUAGAGCCCCAUUAUAUUCUAUCCUGGCAACCUCAAUUGAGCCCGGUUUCCCUGGUCAAACUUGUAGAUUUGAGUGAUAACGACGAUAAAGAUGAUAAAGUGAUACGAGAUGUCCUCUGCUUGCUUAUUUUAUUUUGAAACUGCCGAAUCCUUUAAAACAUAUCCAGCACGAUCUGGAUUUGCUGUAUUGAUGAGAAUCAUGCAAUCAGCGAAUCUAAAUCGUUAGACGAAGAUAAGACAGUUUAUAUUUUGUUUUGGUAAAUUGGACAUGGAGAACACAUUUAAGAUUUGCGC
This is a messenger RNA of Glycine soja, 1700 nucleotides long. RefSeq names its product nicotinamide adenine dinucleotide transporter 1, chloroplastic-like. Gene Ontology annotation, biological process: NAD transmembrane transport. The record is from RefSeq and is a predicted model, not a curated record. Bases 328 to 1281 code for a protein of 317 amino acids. NCBI's taxonomy places the organism in Eukaryota, Viridiplantae, Streptophyta, Magnoliopsida, Fabales, Fabaceae. Gene Ontology annotation, molecular function: NAD transmembrane transporter activity. The transcript has 9 exons.